Messenger RNA from Pocillopora meandrina, 591 nucleotides. Lineage: Eukaryota; Metazoa; Cnidaria; Anthozoa; Scleractinia; Pocilloporidae. The record is from the annotation of a GenBank genome assembly.
CUUGUUCAACACCACGAACAAGUGGGAAAGGCCUUCCAGGAACUGCAAACGCAGAAAAAGGCUCUGGCAGCUGAUUUAGAGAGAAAUAAACCAAGAAAUAGAGGAACUGAACAGCAAUGCCCAGGUACUCACCAACCUUGUGAAAACCAACGAAAAAGUGAUUGCAGAUCUGAAGAAAUCCCUCGUCAUGGCAAAAACCCAUAGAUUGGCAAUGCGGGAGGAGAUACCUAGUUUGCAGGCUACUAAUGCGGUAGCAGUAGAUGAGGAACCUGGGAAGCAGAAAGCCCAUUGCGCCAGCACACAGCCUUGAAAGCAUCCAUGAAUGCUACAGUAGAGUACUUGCCAUCCUCUUACAUCCAACCCCCUCCCCCACCUAGUAAAAAUGAAUGAACCCUUAAGAGUCUAAAUUUAAUGCAAGUUUUUAUGAAUAAACCAUUACAUAAUUAAAGCCUUCUAGAUAAUACUUCACCAUCAGAUGAUGACGAUGACAAUGACAAUGAAGAUGAAGGGGCCAGGAAGGAAAAAAAAAAAGGACAAGAGGACCCACAAGGAAGGAAGGGAAAAGAAAAAACUGGCAGAUUCAACCAGUAG